AUUAUAUUUCCUCUUUAACGUGUACAGUUUCUGUUCGCCUGGUAACCGGGACAUGCAUGGAACGUAAUUUUUAUUUAUAAAGAUUAAAACGUCUAUCUUGCCUUGUCAGAAAGCUGUGAGCAGAGCAAGAGAUACUAAAUGCAAUCCUUUUUUUCAAAAGGGAGUCGCUUAGUAAAGACACUUCACCAGCAGUCCAGAUUUUAUCAUUGCAAGAUGGUAGACUCAGUGGUUGCGGCUUAUAAAGAGCUCGCAAAAAUACCCAUUGUUAAAGGUGCCAAGAUACUUAGUGUUGAAGAUAAUGAAGUUGCUGUGCAAGUCAACUGGAGUGUGCGCAAUCUUGCAGCGAUGGAAAAUUCUGUCAGCAGUAGUGAUUAUCUUGUUCGCGGAGAAAAGAUCACUGCCAUGCCUCCAGUGCCUGUCAACAAGAACAUAUUGCUGAGCCAGAGGAGCAGCUCGGGUAAACGCCUGGCAUGUCUUGUCAUCUCGGAAAAGGAGAAGGACGAGCAGCACGUAAUGGUUGUAGAACAAGAUGGAUCUAUGUCCACCAUCGACCUCAAAACCGCCAACAAGCAUGGAAAGAUUUAUGCAGAUCCAGAAUUUUCAUGUCUGGAAUGGUCACCAGAUGAUAAGAUGAUCACUUACGUUGCAGAGAAAAAGAGAGUUAAAGCAACAAGCUUCCUCACGCCUUUUGAAGGUGAAGGAGAGGAUGGUCGUGGGCAAGAGUACGUCCAUCUUAAUGAAUGGGGAGAACAGCUUGAGGGAAAACACAAGAGUGUGGUAUGCAUUCUGAAUGUAGACUCAGGGGAGCUGUUGACUCAUGACCUUCCCGACGAGCUUUGUCCUGGCCAGCUAGUGUGGGGACCAGGGGGAAACGGCAUCAUUGGAGUGGCCUUCGUGAGCCAACCUUAUCGUCUGGGUCUUGUCUACUGCCCCAAUAGGGAGUCAAGGCUCUUUUACAUGGAUUUGGAAGGCAAAUAUACUCAGAUCAGCCAGGGCUUGAGCAACAUCCGUAGUCCACGUCUUAGUCCUGACGGCUCACGCAUUGCCUUCCUGAGGUCAACCAUAGGGGGACCCCAUGCCAAGUCAGCCCAGCUUUGUGUCAUGUCAUGGCCUAGCAAAGAGGAAAAAGUAGCAGUUGAUGUGGUCCUCCGUGAGCAGAAGAUUGAGGAAGGCUAUACAUUCAAGGGUAUCUAUGGCUACUCUGGGUUACCUGCCCGGUGCUGGCUCAGUGACAGCAAGCGGCUCCUCUUCUCUUCAUACAAGUUUGAUAACAUUGUGACCUACGUUGUUAAUGUGGACUCAGGCGCAAUUACGGAGUUAACCCACCUGGGGAGCAUGAAUGUGCUCGAUGUGUACCAGGACUGGAUGGUGGCUGAUAACUCCCUCAUCAGCCUUCCCUCAAGAGUUUUGCUUGGGCAUGUUCCAGGGGAAGGACAGGAGGCCACCAUCAAGAAUACUUUCACUGAGGUAACCCCGAGAAGAGAAAUACCUGGCAUCCCAAAUCACUUCCGAUCAUACUGGUCGUUUGUGAAUGAAGUUCCACAUCCUGACUCCAAGUACUCAGACAUCCCCAUUUCAGUCAUCUACUAUGGUCCAACAUAUCUAGAGGAAGGUGCCCCCAAGCGUCCCUUGAUCUGCUGGCCGCACGGAGGACCCCAUUCCACCGUGGCCAAUAUGUUCUACUUCGAGCCCUCCUUCUUCGUCAAGCUGGGCUACUCCGUUGUUUUUCCCAACUACCGUGGUUCUUUAGGGUUUGGAGAGGAUGGGGUCAAUGCCCUCCCUGGCCAUGUUGGUGUUGUUGACGUGUCUGAUGUCCACCAGGCUGUCACCUCCUGUCUUGAAAGAUUUAAAGAUGUUUUGGAUCCAUCACAAGUCUUCCUCUGUGGUGGUUCACAUGGAGGCUUUUUAGUGACUCACUUAGCAGCAAAAUAUCCGGGUCAUUUCAAAGCCACGGUAAUUAGGAAUGCCAAAACUGAUAUAGGGGCUAGUGUCAGUGGCAAAGAUAGUCCAGAUUUGUCCUUUGUGGAAGCUGGCUUCUCCUUUGAGCCAGAGAAGGUUGCAGAUGGUUCUAUGCUGACCAAGAUGUUAGAGGUCUCACCACUGUGCAAUAUUGACAAUAUUAAGACCCCAACACUGUUCCUGGUAGGCAAGAAUGAUGCACGUGUUCCCCCCUCACAGAGCUUCCACUUCCAUAAGAUGCUGUUGGCUAGGGGAGUUGAUACCAAAUUGCUUUUGUAUGAGGACUGUCACUCACUGCGCAAGACAAAUGUAGAGGCCGACUCUGUCAUCAAUACUGCUUUGUGGUUUGAGAAAUACAGGCAAAAAUAGGUGGCCUCUUGAGCCUUCACACAAGCUGACAUCUUGAGUUUUGAGAUUUUGUGAUACCCAGCUUUGGGAAACACUAUAAAAACAUCAGAUUCAUAUGACAUUUUACUUUUUUUUUUUAAUAUGUGAUGUAUAACAAUUU
This is a messenger RNA of Penaeus chinensis, 2467 nucleotides long. Its product is annotated as acylamino-acid-releasing enzyme-like. Bases 139 to 2328 code for a protein of 729 amino acids. Gene Ontology annotation, biological process: proteolysis. The transcript has 17 exons. The record is from RefSeq and is a predicted model, not a curated record. Gene Ontology annotation, molecular function: serine-type endopeptidase activity. Lineage: Eukaryota; Metazoa; Arthropoda; Malacostraca; Decapoda; Penaeidae.